AUGUCUUCUGAAAGUAGUGCAACUGGUACUGGUGCUGGUACUGGUGCUGCUGCUGCAAAUAGCAGUGCAAACAACAAUAAGAAACAGAAAAUGUUUACUCCCCUUGAUUCUCUUCUGUUUGCUGAUGAUUUGGUUUGGAGUGGACAGAUUCUAUCGUUUGUGGGUGUUGGACAGUAUGCUUUCGUGGGGGCUGUUAACAAAAAGAUGAAUCAACUGUACAAAGAGUACUGCAAAAUUGAACUAAAGAAAAAUCCAAGAGAGGUAAACGAUAACCCAGAGGCACACACGUACGUGGAGGAGGACCGCUCCGCAGAAAGCACUGAUACUCUAUACAGCGAAACAUUCUGUAACCUGCUGCGUGCAGAAUACUGGCUCAAGGACAAUUCCAGCAACAAGAAGCCUGAUCGUGACCUUGUUUGUACUGCAAUUGCCAAAAUUGGAAAUAUUGCUGUCAUGCAGUGGGCACGACAGAAAGGAUUCCCAUGGAAUGAAGAUACAUGUGCUAGAGCUGCUGAAAAUGGCCAUUUGGAAAUGCUCCAAUGGUUAAGAGAGAAGGGUUGUCCAUGGAACGAAUAUGCAUGUCUAUCUGCUGCUGCAAAUGGUCAUUUGGAGAUUCUCAAGUGGUUGCAUGCAAAUGGUUGUACAUGGGAUGAAUCAACAUGUACCGCUGCUGCUGAAAAUGGACAUUUGGAAAUUUUGAAGUGGGCUCAUGAAAAUGGCUGUCCAUGGGAUGAAGGGACAUGUCAAGUGGCUGCUGCUGAUGGUCAGUUGGAAAUUCUGAAGUGGGCUCGCGAAAAUGGUUGUCCCUGGAAUGAAGAGACAUGUUUCUGUGCUGCUCAAAAUGGGCAUUUGGAAUUUGGAAGUGGGCUCGUGCAAAUGGUUGUCCAUGUGAUGAACAAAGCUGUGCCUAUGAGGCUGCUGAAAAUGGACAUUUGGAAAUUUUAA
Messenger RNA from Seminavis robusta, 945 nucleotides. Lineage: Eukaryota; Bacillariophyta; Bacillariophyceae; Naviculales; Naviculaceae. The record is from the annotation of a GenBank genome assembly.